This is a messenger RNA of Nelumbo nucifera (sacred lotus), 770 nucleotides long. RefSeq lists its product as uncharacterized. Gene Ontology annotation, biological process: protein phosphorylation; MAPK cascade. Gene Ontology annotation, molecular function: MAP kinase kinase kinase activity. NCBI's taxonomy places the organism in Eukaryota, Viridiplantae, Streptophyta, Magnoliopsida, Proteales, Nelumbonaceae. The record is from RefSeq and is a predicted model, not a curated record. Gene Ontology annotation, cellular component: cytoplasm.
CUUCGGUUUCUCUCUCGAACCGACGAAGAACACUGAAACAUCCACUGUUUCCGAUUAUUUUGGUAUGUUCCCCCUCUUCGGUUUCUCUCUCGUAAACGAGGAAGAACAUUCUAACUUCCACUAUUUCCUAUAAUGGUUAUUUUCCAUUCCGUACAUUUCGCUGCGUCAGUUCCGGUGAGACACUCUCCCACUACAUUCUACUCUUCAGUUUCUCUCUCGGAACCGACGAAGAACACUGAAACUUCCACUAUUUCCGAUUAUUUUAGUACGUUCUCCCUCUUCGGUUUCUCUCUCGGAAAUGAAGAAGCACACUCUAACUUCCACUAUUUCCUAUUAUUUUGAUAGCAAAUGGAACCAAGCAAGAACACACUAACUUCCACUAUUUCCUUUUCUCCUAACCUCUCUUACAUUUCUCCCUGUUCAGUUUCUCCCUCAAACCCUCAGUCCUUCGUACCCUAUCCUUCGCGAAGACGUUAUCUCCGACGAAUUGGCCCAUUUGAGGAUGAACUCUCCCACGAACUCUCCCAACAUUUCUUUCACGAACGGGGAGUGCAGUUAUCUCGACAUCUAUAUAAAUGGGAUUUGUCCAUGCCUUGGAGUACACAACUCCCAUUUCUGAAGCAAGGGAUUUUCGAGAGCAAGAGUGUUGGUGGUCGUAUCAGUUUUGUUAUCAGCAGCAUUUAUGGCAAUUUCAGUUGGACGAAGAUAAGCUGAAUUACCCAACCGAUUUUGAAGAUAUAUUGACAAGGUUAGUACCAUCUUCUUCCAAG